GAUUCCAGAACGGACCGUCUGGUUAAACACCGGCGCCCCCAUGCCACUUCUGGGCCUCGGCACCUUCCGUCUCAAGGGGGACGAGGCCGUGCGGGCCAGCCUGGAUGCGGCCCUGGAGAACGGCUACCGCUUGGUGGACACGGCUGCCGUCUACGGCAACGAAGCCGCGCUCGGGCGGGCCCUGAAGGAUUCGCUGCCUCGCCACCGUAUUGCUCGCGAGGACGUUUUUCUGACCAGCAAGCUGAGCCCGAGAGACCACGGAGAAGAAGCCGCCCACAGGGCUUGCCUCCACAGCUUACAAGAGCUAGACACUGAUUACCUGGAUCUGUACCUGAUCCACUGGCCGGGCACUCAAGGCCAGCCUCAGGACGACGCCGGGAACCCGGAACGCCGUCUGCAGAGUUGGCGCGCCCUGGAACGCUUGCACGAAGCCGGCAAGCUCCGGGCGAUUGGCGUCUCCAACUACACCGUCCGCCACCUUCAGGAACUGCUGGACAACUGCCGGGUGACGCCCGCCGUGCUGCAGGUGGAAUUCCACCCCGAACUCGCCCAGACGGAGCUGCUGGAAUUUUGCACCCGGAAGGGCAUCCAUUUGCAAGCUUAUUCCUCGCUGGGGACCGGACCGCUGGUAGAGCAUCCUGAAAUACGGGCUGUAGCUCAGCGGCGUGGUCGCAUGGGCGCCCAGGUCUUGCUACGUUGGGCUCUGCACCAAGGCGUCAGCGUGAUUCCCAAGUCGGCGUCGCCACGCCGCGUAGCUGAAAACGGCCAGCUGUGGUCAUGGGACUUGAGUCCAACCGACGUGGAACAGCUACGACAUCUGGAUUCCGGGAAACGGUACUGUUGGGAUCCCACUGGGGUCGUGUAAGAAGCCAGCUUCCACCGGGAUUCUUCCAACUCUUGAGAAGGUCACCCUGUUCACGAAGUCGAUUUCCCAUUUCAACGCUUGUUGUCUUAUCAAGUCCCAACGCUGGUGGUUUUAAUUGUUGGUUGAGUGCCUUACCCAAAACUGAGUCAUUUAGGGCUGAGUCAGCCCUAAAUUAGCCAGGUUUAGGAAUGUCAGGCUAUUUUAGUUGCUCGUUUUUUUGGGGGGGGGGGGUAUCCCAGCCUCCCAGCCAGCUGCGAGAUUGUGGGGUGAAAAAACUGGAA
Protobothrops mucrosquamatus (brown spotted pit viper) is the source of this 1146-nucleotide messenger RNA. Its product is annotated as glyoxal reductase-like. Gene Ontology annotation, molecular function: oxidoreductase activity. The annotation marks the transcript as partial. The transcript has a single exon. NCBI's taxonomy places the organism in Eukaryota, Metazoa, Chordata, Lepidosauria, Squamata, Viperidae. The record is from RefSeq and is a predicted model, not a curated record.